UUCGGCCUUCCCCACCCUCCAGUCCGCCUCCCUGCCCUCCGCGACAGCGCUCCCCUCACCCCCGUCCGCCGAAGCUCGCCACCCCAGAGAAAUUUCUCCCCAUCAGCCCCGCCGUCGGCUUCUUCUCCCCCGUUGCACUGGACUGGCGUGGAGUCGAUCGUUCAGUUUCUUGCGGGCUCGCGUGGCGGCGGACUUUCCAGGAGGCUCGGCGGCGUUCGGCUGUGCAUUGUGGAACCAUGCUCAGUGUCAAGUCCGAACCUGCAACUGCAAUGGAUGCAGUGGGUAAGUCGAAAAUCGAGGAGCAUGAACAGAAGGUAAACAGAUACCAAGCUGAACUUGCAGCUCGCAUUAAGGCCAAAUACUUCUCUAAUAAGGCUUUUGACGGAGGAAAAAUCUUUGAAGAAGAAACUAUUGUUGAAGGCGAAACCAUCCGUUCAAGUAGGUGGUCAUGUACAAGUUCGUACGCGAACCCGGUAAAUUUUCUCCGAGAGAAGAGCCAUGAGAGGAGGGAUUCUCCAUCUUCAGCAGCAGAUUCCUCUGCCAAGAACGAUUCUCCAUCUUUGGUAGCUGAAGCUUCACCAAAGAAUAAUGCAGGUGUUUUGGCAACAGCAAACAAUCUAACACCUGGCAAGAGACAGGCAUCCAAGGAGACCUGAUGGGAUAACAGCAGGCUAGUGGGUUGUUGUAUGUUCUUCUCAAGCCUGAAGACAUGCAACAACCCGAAGCAUGCAAGUUAUCAUAUAAUAAAAAUCUGUCCAGCAGAUGUAUGUCGGCGAUGCUUGAUUCAUUUCGUUGAACCAGUUUCAGCAGCAUCUGUUGUGAACAAUUUGUUGCCUUAAGUCUUAAGGUAUAUGCUACCUGAGGCAUGCAAGUUAUCUUUUAAAAAUAACCUGUCCUGCAUAUUAGGCGAUGCUAGAUUCAUUUCAUCGAAUCUUUUUUCAGCAGCAUUUCUUGCGAACAAUGAUUGCACUAUGCACUUUGAAUUUAAUUUUGUGACAUCCAAAUGGGAAGCAUGCUGAUGGUGGUGAUAUUCACAUUUCACUGUAAUGUUUACUAUUGGUCAUCUCGGUUCUUCGUCGAACACCCUUCAUCUCUUGUUUAUGUCUAAAUUUGAACACUUGCCUUUUCCUUUCCCUGAUUUACCUGUGCACUGAGCUAGCAAUUAUUCUUAUCUACAUAACCAUAGACAGAACUGGAUAUACAUAGGCAACAUCCGAAAGUUAACUCUAUUUAAACAGCUUUUUGAGGUAAUGCAGUUCCUUCCUGUUCUUGUCCUGUUAGAUGAAAGCUCCAUCAUCACCACCGCAAAGACAGUAUAUUGUGCUUGUCCCCGGCUGUCCACCCAACCCGUGUAAGUAUAUUAUGUGUCAAAGCUCUUGCUUUUUGAAGCAAUUCAGGUCACUUUUGCAGGGUCCCUGUGACGUGAGCACCUCGCACUGGUCCAUGCCUUUCCAUUUUGUAUUCACACGCUCACGCAGGCUUGGACACUUGAUUUGAUGACAGCUUGCAAACUGCAGAUUUUGCAAUGCACCUGAAUCCUGUUUAUUUUGGACUUUGUAUCUUCGAGACUUGCUACUGAAAGGGCGCAUAAUGGCAAAACUGUUUUAUACCCUGAUUUGGGAUAUCUGAAUCUUCCAUGAGCUCACUGGAUUUGGUACGUAAGCCUUAUUAUCAGUUCCUUAUUUGCGUGUGAGAUCAUUUAGCGUUGUUUUUUAGGGGAAUUUAGCUUUGUU
Triticum aestivum (bread wheat) is the source of this 1733-nucleotide messenger RNA. RefSeq lists its product as uncharacterized. The transcript has 6 exons. The record is from RefSeq and is a predicted model, not a curated record. Lineage: Eukaryota; Viridiplantae; Streptophyta; Magnoliopsida; Poales; Poaceae. Bases 237 to 656 code for a protein of 139 amino acids.